ACCCGAUGUCGCUGGUCGCCUACGACGCCUCCUCCGACGAGGACGAAGCCGGCGACCCUCCCGCCGCCGCCCCGGCCCCGCCCCCCCGCCCCGCCCCCACCAUCGGGCCGCAGCCGAGGCCUCCGUCGCCCUCGCCGUCCGCGCGCGCCGAGCUCCGCCCCCCCGCGCCGCCGCCCGCCCCCAGCCAGAAUGUCUCCCUGCCCACACCAUCAUUUGACCUACCAGACAUUGCAGAUCUUUUUGAUUCCCCCUCUCUCCCCAACAGAGGUUCUGCUGGUAUGGUGGGAAGUUCAUCAAGGAAAAGAGAAUCAAAUGGAUCAGCUAUUCAAGAUCCCCGUAGUAAAUUCCCAAGGGCCCAGUCAGCUCAAUCUCGUGGUGCCAGGAAUGCUGCUGCGAGCACAUUAGUUCCGCCGCAGCUUAGUGGAAGGAGUAACGUUGUUACUGAAGAUAUGGGCAAACUAUUUGUGGCAAGACGCAAAGAUUAGCUCUAAAGUACCACUUCAUUAACCUCUAUCAGAAUCCAAGUGACACCUCAUGGACAGAUGGGCAUGAUUGAGGGAUGAUCGUAACUCAAGAGACUGGACAUGCUCGUUUCUGUGACAUCUAUUUGAUCCCUGUUUCUUUGGUGUUCACCUGCAACAGCAGUACGUGGUCUGUUGUAGCUUGUACCUCUCUUUAGGACAAUCGGAUAUCAUUCUACAGUACUCUGCAAGGAGAACCUAGAUGUCUACUUUAUCAUUUGGUUAGUAGUGGGUGGAUGGAUUAUCGAGAGAAUGUAACUUACAUUUGAAAAAAUAUAGAUGUAUGAUUCGUAUGAUUCAUCCC
Molecule: messenger RNA, 825 nt
Organism: Triticum dicoccoides
Lineage: Eukaryota; Viridiplantae; Streptophyta; Magnoliopsida; Poales; Poaceae
Product: MAPK-interacting and spindle-stabilizing protein-like
Exons: 3
Coding region: 6-485 (159 amino acids)
Source: RefSeq, a predicted model, not a curated record